GCUCCCCCAGCUGCACGAAGCACGAGCACCUCGGGGGCAGGAGCUUCCACCGCCGCCUCCUGCCCAGCCCAAGGCCAAGGGGAGAUGACCCCAGGCCCUGCUGCUACAGGGCAGGAGGCAGGUGAGUGGCUGUGAGGGGUUGGCAGAGCCAUGCCCCGUGCCUGCUCCCGGCCCCCGUCUGCCCCUCCCCACUACAGACCUCCGGACGCUCGGUCCCGGCAGCGCGCUCGGGGCUGGUCCCCAGCACUCGUUCUGUGCCCCAGGCUCGGCGCACGGCGGCUGCUCCAGGGCUGUGCUGAGAUUUGGGCACUGAAGCCUUCAGCCUGCCUGGGGGACAGCGGGGCUUUCUGCAAAGGUCACCAAGUCGAGUGCCUGCAGGCUGGUCCGGCAGGGUCCUACGUGCAGCGCUGUGCACGUUCACUCGGUGCAGGGGCUGCCCCAAGCAGCAAGGCCAGGAGGAGCUGAUGGGGCUAGACCUCCCAGAGGUAGUGUCCAGGGGGCUUUUGGGCUGGCAACUGGGACCACAUUUCCAUAUGCCUGGGCCAGUACUGGCGUGUUUGGCUGGAAUUUAACCCAGUCAGAUCCACAGAGGCUAAGUGAAUAAAUCCUGCAAGUGCUAGUCACCCAAGCUGGGCAGGGACUGGUGUUCGGCACAGGUUAGAGUCAAACCUGUCGAGGAAGGAGGCCCUGUCUCCUCUGCUGAUUGCACAUGACCCAGCCCAGCCCUUGCCGUGGAGCUGAACUGGAGCUGAGCUGCAAAGGUGACUGGUGCCACCUCUGAGCUGGUGACUGCAUCCAAAUAUUCGCUGACCACAACACUUGCCCAUGCUGCUGUGAAAGGUCCCGGGAAGGGGAACGUGUGAGCACCAGUGAGACCCUGCCCGCUCCCAGCCGGGGCCUGCCCAUACCACUGGCAUACAGAAGAGCCGGGCAGAUGGGUGCUGAGUGAUUUGUGCCGCGGGGCCCACUACAAGCCAAGAGGAGACCCCUUCCUUCCUUUCUUGCAGAACCUGCAGCAAGUGGAGGAUUGCCAGACCUACGUAUCUGAGACGAUGCUGAUCAUCCCCAAAAGCCGAGUCCACGAAAUCCCCACUGACAGACAGACGACCAGAACAGGUGCUCGAACUGCAGAGCUGACUACCAGCGCUUUAAGCACCUGGCAAUGAAUAGGGAGGAGAGCGAGGCGAAGACAGCAGCCCGCAAAGCUGAGAAGGAUGCCAAAGUUGAGAGGAGGCCCUCAAAGCUGAAAUGGCCAAUGUGGCCCACUCCAAGAGGGCUGCACAGAUGCUGCUUCUGCCACAGCCGGACAAGCAGAGCAACCAGGAGAAAGAGGUGCAGGAACAAAUCAAUCCCCCAAGUGCACCUGGAGCAGGAGGACAAGAUAAAGGACAUGGAGAAGGCGCGGGAAGCAGAGUUGGAGGCGCAGGAGAAGGCCAAUCACAAGAAGGAGCUGGAGACGGCUCGCCUGAGAGCUGUGCAGGAGAGAGCCCAGGACCUCCAGGCUGAGAAGGACCCGGACCGGGCCAAGUGGCACCAGGAGGCCAAGGAGCGAGAGUGGCGGCAAAGGGAGAAGGCCAUGCUGAACAAACUGAAGACCUAGGCCGAGCUGCAGCAGAGCCGCCUGGUCCAGAUGGCCCGCAAAGAGCACGAGCAGAUGAUUCAAACCAAGCGGGACCGCAGCUAUUAUGAUCAGGUCCUCAGACCCACCGGUCUGCCCGAGAGGUACUGCGUAGGUGUGGAGUACAAGGCCUUGAAGCCAGGCCCCAAGCGCUGAGGGUGUCCAUUCGCUGCCCAGCCUGCCCCAGGGGGCUUGCAGGGGGUUGCAUGUGGCCUCCCCCCGGCCUAGACUGUAAAUAGUUUUAGGUUUAGACAUAGUAAAUAAAGCUGUUA
Alligator mississippiensis (American alligator) is the source of this 1890-nucleotide messenger RNA. RefSeq lists its product as uncharacterized. The transcript is spliced from 6 exons. The record is from RefSeq and is a predicted model, not a curated record. The coding region runs from base 1163 to 1600 and encodes 145 amino acids. NCBI's taxonomy places the organism in Eukaryota, Metazoa, Chordata, Crocodylia, Alligatoridae.